Psilocybe cubensis is the source of this 3771-nucleotide messenger RNA. RefSeq lists its product as uncharacterized. Bases 1 to 3771 code for a protein of 1256 amino acids. Lineage: Eukaryota; Fungi; Basidiomycota; Agaricomycetes; Agaricales; Agrocybaceae. The transcript is spliced from 3 exons. The record is from RefSeq and is a predicted model, not a curated record.
AUGUCCAACAACAACGACCACCACGCUGAAUCCAACACGAAGCACAACGAUGUCGUGCCCCAGACCGAAAAAUCCGAAAAUGACAUGAACGUUUCGAUUCCUGGUGAUGUGGAUCCUGCCAUAGCACAAGCACCUGAGUUCGCGAUGCUUGGGAGAUUGAUGCAGAUGAUGUCUCAUCCUACUCCCAAUACCACCAGUGCACCGUCCAAUGAUACCCCUGCAGCAAAUGCUCGCUCUCAACCACCAGAAACUACCCCGGAGACUGCACUGUCUGAACUUGUGAAAAUCUUCGACGACUUGAUGCACGUUCAAAGUAAGAUACCUCAACUCGCCAAUCAGGAGAUCCCAACAGCUACCAUUGCAAGUGAUUUCCGGAAGGUGGAACGUCCAACGGCGGAGGGCCCACUUUACAACUCUUUGGAAUACACAAAAGAGGGUGUACGGGAUCUGCUUGGUAUGGUUAAAGAUGCCUUUUCGAUGAUAGACAAAAUGGCCGGCCAUGAUUCUACUACAUUUACUUCUUCUCCGGAGUCGUCGAAGGCGGGUAGGCUCGGGACCUCUGCACUUACCUCUAUUUUGGACGCAUCGGCGAAGUCCAGGCUAGCAUCAUCAGAUACGGAAAGCACCACCAAAUCUGAGCAGCCACCCAUUCACAAUGACCUUGCUGCAAUGAACCUGACUGCCGUCACCCGACUCUAUCAGACAAACGAGCUGGUGAUACGUACCAAUAUCAAAAAACUGUAUGAUCAUCUUGUCACCGUUCCUGAGGACGACGACAGCUAUCCUUUCAUCCAGUCAACAAUCGGCAUUAACAUGCUCCACUUAUACGAAGUGACAUGGGAUAGCGAUGCCCUUGAAGCAGGCUGCGACGGAACUAGCCGCGCUCUACAAAGGCUAUCUCAGCUCCCAGAUGUUCCAAGAGUAAGGUCAGCUCCAACAAUUGUACGCGGCUGGGCGUAUGGCCAACGUUUGCUCGUCCAGAAGUUUGGAGAUGUUGACAAGUUGGAUGCCGCUUUGGCGGUUUUGAGGCAAACUUGGGGGAUCUGCAAGGAUUUGCCUGGAAUUCCGUCUCGAGUCAUGGAAUUUCUCCGCACUGAGAUGGGUAUGUGUCUUGCUGAUCACUAUCGGUGCACAGGGAACCUGGAUAGCUUAAACGAUGCCAUCGACCAUUUAUUUGCGCUUACCGAAGACGAACCAACCUCCAGUCCAGCCACUGCCGUCCUUGGCUUAGCCUAUUAUGAUCGUUUUGUGCACCAGGGAGAGCUGGAAGAUUUGCAUCGUGCCCUGCGCCGUGGUCAGAUGUGUUCCCAAUCGCUGGCGGCUAUAGAUGCAGGAAGCCAAGCUUACGAUGCUGAUACAGCUGCAGGCCAUCGACUUUACGCUCUGGCGCUAUCCGAACGCUUCAAAAUGACAAUGGACAUCGAUGACUUGAACAAGGCUGUUAAACAUGGGAUUAAGGCACUAGGGCUUCUUCACCCUUCCCAUCCGCUUCGCGUUCCGUAUACAAUCGACCUCGCCACAAUCCUUUAUUCUCGUCAUCUGGCAGUUGAAAAUGGUACUGUGGAUCUGCGUACGGCAUUAGAAAGUGUACAGACUGCCAUUACGGCUGCAGAUAACGAUAUCGGGCGACACUCUCGCAUUCCCGCUGAAUCGACUAUCGGAUUUCUCACUGCCGUCUCAGCGGAGAAACAAAUGGAUUUGUCCGGAGUCGAUGCAGGGAUUUCCAUUAUACAAAAGUCCAGGAAGAACUUUUCCGGUCCUCUGCAUUUAGAAUCUCGAGUCGAGAACUACCUCUCCAAAGCACUAUUAUGCCGUUUCCGCCUUGGUAAAAAUGUUGAGGAUUUCGAAAAAGCGCUUCAUCAUGCACAGCUGGCAUUUGACAAGGCAUCAGAGGGCUCCCCGUAUCGUUUCCAAUGUGGGCUGGAACUAGGCCAGCUGUUGGUUCAGCACUAUCAAUCCGGACGGUCCGAAACAUGCGAUGACGCCAUUGCGCAUUUCGUAUCGGUAGCUUUAUCCUCGACGUGGCCCUCUUUGCGAUUAAAUGCGGCGAUUGAAUGGGCUAACACGGCGGAACUUUCUGAUGCCUCGGAGGGAGCUGAAGACGCCUUGCUUCUCGCUCUUGAGAUCUUACCAACGCUGGCUUCACUGUCCAACCGCAUUCCGGAGCAUUAUCGACUCUUGUCAUCUCAAAAGGCUUCCAUCCCAAAUAGAGCCGCCAUCUAUGCGCUGAGUCGCAAUAAUGUGAUCGAUGCAGUUUCACGCCUUGAACAAGGGCGCAACAUUAUGUGGACACAGUCGCUACAACUCAAGGUGGGACACAUGCUUCCAGGCGGGGACGAACGCCAACGCGAAUUCAAAUUGCUUUCAGAGCAUCUUCUACAAACAGGCCACGGAUCUAUAAUGCCAAGGACUGUGGAGGAGAUGCAAGAUUUCAUGAAGCACGUUCCUCCCAAUCCAGUCGCUUCUCUCCUCAACGACUCUGUUCAAGGUACCUUCAAUAAGGUUAUAAACAGCUUAGUUGAGCUGGGGGGACACGACCAGGUCAGAAAGGAUCUAGGAGCGUUGGGCGAGUUCAAAACGGAAUAUAUGGAGGCGUAUAUGGAUGCAUCGCGUCAUAGCUCAGCAAAUAGAUGGUCUACGCUGCACUCUGAGCUGCAAGGGACUGGACAUGUACUCGGCCUUUCUGAGUCGUACGAGGAUGAUCUAAAGCCUAUCGUCGCGAACGGAUGUAUAGUCAUUCUUAGUCCCUACUCUCUUCGAUGCGAUGCGAUUGUUAUCCAUUCAAAUGGAGAAGACCUUGUUUUCCAUCAUUUACCAUUACCUGAACUAUCUGGAGACGAGAUCCAGGCCUGGGCAGAGACGCUACGAUCUGGCACACACGAAUUCCAACGUGGUAAACUGUCGUCGGAAGACUUUGAAAACGAAUAUCUCAAGCCCAUUCUACGAGGAUUAUGGACAGGGAUGGCACUUCCACUUCUGGAUUACCUCAAGCGCACCGGAGAGCGGAAACGUGUGUGGUGGUAUCCAACCGGCGCCUCGAUGUUUUUGCCACUUCACGCUGCUUCUCCAUGUGAGAAAGGUCAGCUCGGAUUGCUCGACCUUGUAGUCUCCUCGUAUAUCCCAUCAAUCCAGUCGCUCAUCCGUGCUGCAAAAUCGCCUUCUUCUCCCGUGAAAGCUCUAGCUGUUGGUCUGCCAAACACCCCCGGUUACACACCACUCAAGUUUGUUGAGAAGGAGAUUAAAGCUCUGAAGAAACGCUUUUAUUACGUCCCCGAUCAAUUGACAACUCUAAUUGGGGAGGAAGCAGAUAUAUAUCCAGUCAUUAGCAAACUCCCAGAUCAUUCCUGCAUCCAUCUAUCGUGCCACGCGUAUCAAGACGAAGAAUACCCAUUCAACAGCUCAUUCUUUCUCAACAAUGGCAAAUUAAAACUAUCCAAACUGAUGGCGUUGGAUCUCUCUCGCGUACAGUUUGCCUUCUUGUCUGCGUGCCUUACCUCUGCUGGAGAUGCGAGUGUUCCUGACGAAUGCAUCCACCUUGCUGCUGGGAUGCAAUUCUCCGGAGUUCAAUCUGUGAUUGGUACGAUGUGGAGCGUAAUGGACGGAGCGGCAGCCGCUGCUUCAACCAAAGUCUAUUCGCACUUCUUUAGGAAUGGGGUGGAAAAUGCAAACAUGAGAGAAGGAGCAGAAGCGCUACAUGAGGCCGUUAUUGACAUGCAAAAGAGGAAUUAUCCUUUGAUGUAUAUUGUUCCUUUCAUUCACUUAGGCCUUUGA